Molecule: messenger RNA, 549 nt
Organism: Durusdinium trenchii
Lineage: Eukaryota; Dinophyceae; Suessiales; Symbiodiniaceae
Source: the annotation of a GenBank genome assembly
AUGGCCAUUCGUCUCUUCUGCAUAACUUUGUUGGCCAUGGUUUGCCCAGCACUGGCUUGCCAGAGCACAGCUGAGUUUGACAAUGAUGCUUAUGUUCUAUCUUUGUUGGGCGGCUCGAUUGGCGGAAUUGUGAUCGCCCUUCUCAUGGUGAUCCUGGUUUCAUUGCCAUUGUGCUGUGGAGUUUUCAAGCUCUAUGGCAAGGUCAUUGCUGGCAUCGGCAUCUCGUUGGGCCUCUUUGCUUUGAUCGUUCCCCUCUUCGGGGCUUUAGGCUCAUGUGUUCCUUUUGUGGACUACAUGUGCUCGGAGCGGUGUGUUCCGUGCACAGAAGAUGACAAGGAUGCUGCAGCGAAGAUUUGCGCAACCCUUGGGGCCUUUGUAGUGUACAUUGGUGCUUACGGCUGGCUGGCUUGCGUGCUCGGCAUUGUAGCAGCCAGCUUGGGCUGCUGCGUUUGCUGCGAGUGCUGCCGGGCAAAGCUAGAUGAGUCUGAAAGGAUGCGACAGGUUGGCGGCAACCCAAUGGCUGUAGUGGUCGGCAAGGACACGGAGUGA